CGAAGUUAUGCACCCCUCCUUAACAUAGUCCCGCUCCGCUACUUAUUUUAACAAAUUUUCUUUUGAGAAAAAAAAAAAAACCUUUUUUAAUUCAUUUUUGAAAAAAAAAAGAACAAGAAAAAAGAAAAAGAAACUGUGCAGACAGAGACAGGUAAAAACCCCACAAGACCACCCCACCCUUUUUUCCUUCUGUACACCACCCCCCCCAAAAAAAAAAAAGUGGAAAUUCUCCCUUUCCCUCUCCACCAAACCCAAACUGUUCCUUCCUCAGAUUUUUUUUUUUGCUGUUCCUGAGCUAGGGUUUCGGCAAAUCUCUGCUUGGCUCGCUAGUAGCUAUUAUUCGCGAUGGACGAUGGGGGGCAUCGUGAAAAUGGAAGGCACAAAGGAGAUCAGUAUAAAACAGCUCAGGGUCAGUGGAUGAUGCAACAUCAACCAUCUAUGAAACAGAUAAUGGCACUAAUGGCUGAAAGAGAUGCAGCUAUUCAGGAAAGAAAUUUGGCCCUUGCAGAGAAAAAGGCUGCGCUUGCUGAGCGAGACAUGGCAUUCCUCCAGAGAGAUGCAGCAAUUGCUGAACGAAACAAUGCCAUAAUGGAACGAGAUAAUGCUGUUGCAACCCUUCAGUACCGGGAGAACUCCUUAAGUAAUGGUAAUAUGUCUUCAUGUCCACCAGGAUGCCAAAUUUCACGCGGGGUAAAGCAUAUGCACCACCCACAGACGCAUGCACAUCACAUGCAACACGUGAAUGAAGGUUCUUACGCUACCAGGGAAAUGAACACAACAGAUUCCCUCCCAAUAUCACCAGAUGCUUCGGAUGCUGCAAAGUCAAGGCGGGGAAAACGAAUGAAGGAGGCCAAACCAGUAUCACCAAAUAAGAAGGCUUCAAAACCUCCAAGAAAACUUAAAAGGGAGAGUGAGGACUUGAAUAAGAUGGCAUUUGGCAAGGCACAAGAGUGGAAGAGUGGGCAGGGUAUGGUUGGUGGAAGUGAUGAUUUUAACAAACAGUUGGUCGUGUCAAAGUCCGAUUGGAAGGGUCAAGACCUGGGGUUGAACCAAGUUUCUUAUGAUGAGUCAACCAUGCCAGCGCCAGUUUGUACGUGCACUGGUGUCAUACGGCAGUGCUACAAAUGGGGGAAUGGAGGUUGGCAAUCGUCGUGUUGCACAACUACCAUGUCAAUGUAUCCACUACCUGCAGUGCCAAACAAGCGGCAUGCCCGAGUUGGAGGCCGAAAAAUGAGCGGAAGUGCUUUUAACAAGCUGCUUAGCCGGCUUGCUGCUGAAGGCCAUGAUCUUUCAAAUCCAGUUGAUCUCAAGGAUCACUGGGCCAAGCAUGGGACAAACCGCUACAUCACGAUCAAGUAGGAGAGAAAAUAUUCAUUUGGGUUGGAGGAACAUAAGGUUAAGGGAAAGGCACCUAGUAAUCUGAUACGCAUUCUCAAAUUUUUGACACGAGCCAUGAAGGAUGUUGUUGGGUUUGGUCAGGUUUCUUCGCAAAGUCAAUUUCUCACCUCUCCCUUUCCUCUCUGCUGUUAACGCUCAGUUCGGGUUCAAUUUUAAAGCAACUGACGAGGGCCUCUUUCUCAUUUGGUUCACAUUAGAAAGGAUUUUGUUAAAUUCUUGAUUGGCUUAGCAACUGGCUAAAAUCACAAUGGGUCACAAUUCUGUAAAGAACUUACAAGUUACAACGCGUAAGCUGGGACCAACUAUUAUUUAUUGGAACUAUCUUACCCUAUAUUGUCAUGUACUUCUAAUGAACCAUCCGUGGUAUUCCUUGAUAUAACAGCUAUUAAUAGGUGCUCGAAAGCAAUGACGGUGAAUUUGUAGGUGUAAAACAAUUCUACAAAUCCCGUUUCAGUUGUGUGAAAUUAUGUUAAUCCCGUUGUUACUUUUUAAUUCAGAUGUAGCUAUCAGUAGCGAACCAUCUUUUAUCUUG
This is a messenger RNA of Morus notabilis, 1930 nucleotides long. RefSeq names its product protein BASIC PENTACYSTEINE6. Gene Ontology annotation, biological process: response to ethylene. The coding region runs from base 346 to 1359 and encodes 337 amino acids. Gene Ontology annotation, molecular function: sequence-specific DNA binding; DNA-binding transcription factor activity. Lineage: Eukaryota; Viridiplantae; Streptophyta; Magnoliopsida; Rosales; Moraceae. The transcript has 3 exons. Gene Ontology annotation, cellular component: nucleus. The record is from RefSeq and is a predicted model, not a curated record.